GAAGACGGGUGGUGGUUUUGCUAGCCUGGUCCUUGGUUUAAGCUGACUCCCUGUGGAUUCAAGCUGACAACCAGACACGGCUAAGGAAAUCUCAAGGGGUCAGUAUCUACACUUAUCACAAUGUCGAUGUGGAUCAGAAGGGGAAAUUACAAUCACGAAUACCACCACAAAAAAAGCCAAUAUGUUGUUAAGGAGUACAGCAGCUCUGAGGUGAUGGAGGACAGAUAUGAGCACAAAACAAAAACUCGUAUCCAGGAAGUGGUAAAAACAAAGAUGGCGGACAAAUAUGUCCAUGAGGAGCCGAUGAUCAGGGGACCAAGUUUCGUGGUCCGACUCAGAUCACACACUGUGUUUGAAAACACUCCAGUCAAACUAUUCUGCACUGUUGAGGGCUUUCCUCUGCCGGUUGUAAAAUGGUAUAAAGAUGGUGUGAUCCUAAACAUGUCCUCCGGAAGAUACUUGGUUGAAUCCAUAGCAGGAAUCCAUUCAUUGGAGAUCCCCAGGUGUUCAAUUGAUGAUACAGCUCAGUACACUGUUGUGGCAGGAAACUUACAUGGGCAGGUCUCCAGUCAGGCUUCCAUUAUUGUUAAGAGGUACAGACAGGAGGAUGAGUCUUGUCCUUAUGCAUGGUUACCUUUCACAGCUGCCAUGCUUCCUGAAAUCCAUUACACAAAAAUCCACAUCAGUUUUGUGGAGACAUUUGGCCCAGUGUUUGCUACUGAGGGAGACUCUGCCACACUGAGGGCUACCAUGACCAUUCAUCCCAACUUGGCCAACCUGCAGCCUGAGGCACAGUGGUACAGAGAUGACAUUCGGCUGUUUGAUUCAAAAUGGGUGAAGAUUGAGACUGGCAGAGGAGUCACCACCUUGACACUUCCUCAACUCUAUAAAGAUGAUGAGGGCCUGUACACAUUACGCAUGGUGACAAGAGGAGGCACUGCAGAACACAGUGCAUUUGUCUCUGUUGCAGAUGGUCCUCCACCAGUCCCUUCUGCCCCUGGUGCUCCAAUGGACAUCAAUAUCCAUGAUGCCAACAGAGAUUAUGUAAUUGUGUCAUGGAAACCACCUAAUACCACCACUGAGGGUCCAAUCCUGGGAUACUUUGUGGACAAAUGUGAGGUUGGCACAGAAAACUGGAGCCAAUGCAAUGACCACCCAAUAAAGAUUUGUAAAUACCCAGUAUCUGGACUGUUUGAAGGACACUCCUAUUACUUCAGAGUCAGAGCUGUCAACUCCCACGGAAUCAGUAAACCAUCACGUAUGUCAGAGCCAAUUGCUGCACUGGACCCGACUGAGUUUGAGAGGCUUCAUGCCAAAAAACUUGGAGGAAAACUGGAUGUUGUGUCAUACUAUGAUGAAGUUGAAGCUGAUGGAAAGCCCCCAGGAGCUCCAUCGGGAAUUUACGCUUCAGAAACAGACAGGACAUAUAUUGUUCUGAGCUGGAAAGCACCAGCAUACUCCGGCAAAGCUCCCAUGUGGUACUACAUAGAAAAGUGCCUGGUCGAUAGUGCUGCUUGGCAACGUGUCAGUACUCAGGUUCCUAUUCGAUCACCCCGUUAUGCUGUUUUUGACCUGGCAGAGGGAAAACAGUAUAUAUUCAGAGUUUUUUCUGCUAAUAUCCAUGGAACCAGUGAACCUUCUAAGCCGAGUGAACCUAUUGAGACACAGGAACUUAAAGGCGUUCCAUCAGCUCCCGGUCAGGUGGUUGCUACGACAGAAACAGACACCUCUGUCCUCAUCCAAUGGGCACCUCCCAAAGAACCCAACAAUCUCAUUGGCUACUACAUUGAUCAGUGUGUCAGCGGGUCCAAUAACUGGACUUCAGCCAACCACAAACCUCACAAAAACACAAAGUUUGUGGUGAGUGGUCUGACCACAGGAGAAACCUACGUGUUCCGCGUUCAAGCUAUUAAUGAGCUCGGUCUGAGUGACGAAUCUCAGGAGUCUGCGCCACUGACAGUCAGAGCUGCACUCGCCACCCCCUCUGCUCCCUAUCAUGUUGCACUGCUGAACUGUGAUGGCCAUUCGAUGGUUCUUCACUGGAAGAAACCUCUUCACUCUGGAGGAGCAAAGAUUAAGGACUAUUAUGUGGACAAGAGACGCAGUGGAACAACCAUGUGGAGGGAGGUUCAUAUCCCACCACUCAAAGAAACGCUUUACAGGGUGGAGGGUUUGACAGAAGGAGCAGUUUAUCAGUUCCAGGUUUAUGCAGCUAACAUUGCUGGCCUCGGACCAGCCUCUAAGCAUUCACCGGACUUUACCUGUGAAGCCUGGACAAUGCCUGAGCCUGGCCCAGCAUAUGACCUGACGUGCUGUGAAAUCAGAGAUGAUUCAGUUGUGGUUGAGUGGAAGAAGCCUAUUUAUACUGGUUCUGGACUAAUCACAGGUUAUCAUGUGGAGUAUGCAAAGAAGGACAUCUCCGAAUGGACUACAGCCAAUGAGAAGCCUGUCAAUCACCGUUACUAUAAGGUAAAAGGCCUGGAUGUUGGCUCCACCUACUUUUUCCGGGUGCGUGCUGUGAAUGAUGCAGGAGUGGGUGUGGCCUCGCUGCCCUCUGACCCUGUAGUGACAAAGGCAGUGCCAGGGUCCCAGGAUGUGUCCUGUGUGGUGGAUCCAAAAUCAGGCAACAUCGUUCUGUCAUUUGAGUCCUGCCAGAUGAACAUGGGCUCUCAGUUCAUCUGGAAGAAAGACUAUAAAGAAAUCACUGAUUUCUCCAAAGGAAUCAUUAUUCAGACUGAAGGCAACACUUCGAAGCUAAUCUUUAAGAACCCAGACAAAGAAGACUUUGGCACAUAUUGUGUUUCUGUGACCAAUACAGAGGGAGUGUCAUCCAGCUAUGCAAUCUCUCCUGAAGAGAUGGCAAAGAUGGUGGGACGCAGCUAUGAAAUCCGGCACCCAAUCAUCCCUCUAAAGUCAGAGUUGGCCUACAAGAUUUUGGAGAGAGGCAGAAUGAGGUUCUGGCUGCAGGCUGAAGAGAUUUCUCCCAAUGUCACCUACAAGUUCUUUGCCAAUGACAAGGAACUUUCUGGAGCGAGUCCGAACAAGAUGGGUCAUGAUGUCUCCACAGGUGUCAUUGAGUUCAUCAUGGAUCAUUUCACGAGUGAAAAUGAAGGAACAUUUACCUGUCAGAUCACAGAUGGAGGAGGCAAAGCACAGAGCUCACUGGUUCUAAUUGGAAAUGCUUUCAAAGCAGCACUGGCGGAGGCUGAGUUCCAAAGGAGAGAGUAUAUCAGAGUCAAGGAGGGUCCCCACUUCAGUGAAUUCCUGUCACUUCAGAUUGGAGAUGACUGCUCUGUCACGCUCAUCUGCAAGGUUGCAAACUUGAAGAAGGAAUCUGUGUUCCACUGGUUCAAAGAAGACACCGAGAUUAUCCCUGACCUGAAGCCUGACCUGGCAUCAGGAGUCUGUAAACUGCCCAUUAAACUGUUUUCAUUGAAGACUGCAGGAAUUUAUAAGGCCACUAUCAGUGAUGACAGAGGAAAAGACAUGAGCCAAAUUGACAUCUCUGGAAAGGUCUUUGAAGAAGCCAUAAACAAACUCAGCCAACUAGCUGGAGCCAGUGCAGCUGAGCUGGAAAUUAGGGGCACAGCGACAGGCAUUCAACUGCAGUGCCACAUGCUGUAUUACACCUCAGAGAUGAACAUCGUCUGGUACCGUGGCGAGUCAAAACUCUCCCACAGUGACAAGUUUGUGAUUGGAGGAACCCCUGCCAUGGCAACACUGGAGGUGAUUGAGCCAACAGAGAAAGACAGAGGGAGGUAUACCAUUGUGAUCACUGAUCCUGAAAACACACACAAACGCAGCUUGGAAGUCAGCGGUGAAGUAUAUGAGAAGGCCUACGCUGAGUUCCAGAAACUCAAGGCUGAGGCCUUCGCUGAAAAGAACCGCGGUAAGGUGGUGGGAGGACUCCCUGAUGUGGUCACCAUCAUGGAGAAGAAGACCCUGAGUUUAACAUGUACAGUGUGUGGGGACCCCAAACCUCAGGUGUCAUGGUUGAAAAAUGGGGCGGAGGUGGAACCUGAUGAUCAGUACGUGGUCUCCCUGGAUCAAGGGAGGUUUGCCAGUCUGACGAUCAAAGGUGUUUCCAUGGAGGAUUCUGGCAGAUAUAGCAUGAUUGUCCAGAACAAAUAUGGAGGGGAAUCUGUGGACAUAGUGGUCAGUAUUUACCGCCAAGGAGAGAAAAUUCCUGAGGCAAAACCAACUCUGACCCCAAAAGUAAUCAUCCCUCCCAAACUCCCCAUUGAGAUCCCUCAGCCCAAAACGCAGCCUGCCCCCAGCUCCGCCCCAUCCGCUGCCAGCUCUGCCCCUCCCAAGGCAGCCGCAGGGAGAGGAGCAAAGAGUCCCAUCUCUUCUCGGAGGAAGUAGGAUGAGCUAAACGUUGGAGACAUAAAUUGGCAGAUAUAAACAUCAUUUAGAUGGAAACCUUUAGCUCAGCACACAAUGACAUUGAUUUAACUGAGGUUAAAUUAAAUUACACAAAGAUAAAAAUGCCCGUAUGCUAACACUACUCUACAGUGAUGGAAGUCAAGUAAAUAAAAAAUUGUGAU
Thalassophryne amazonica is the source of this 4547-nucleotide messenger RNA. RefSeq names its product myomesin 2b (gene myom2b). The record is from RefSeq and is a predicted model, not a curated record. The transcript has 39 exons. Lineage: Eukaryota; Metazoa; Chordata; Actinopteri; Batrachoidiformes; Batrachoididae. The coding region runs from base 121 to 4365 and encodes 1414 amino acids. Gene Ontology annotation, molecular function: protein binding.